AUGGUUCAAAAAUAUCAAUCACCGGUCAGAGUUUACAAAUAUCCUUUCGAAUUAGUUAUGAUGGCUUAUGAAAGAAGGUUUCCAUCAUGUCCUCUGAUACCGGUUGUUUUAAAUUGUGAAAUUACUUCCGAUGUUGAAAGCCCAGAUGGCUCUGUAAGGUACACAGAAAGAAGAUGUAAACUUGGUGUUGAAGCUCCUUAUCUCUUGAAAAAAAUUAUUGGUGUUGAAGUGAUUUAUUUCAUUCAAAAAAAUACUCUAGAUAGGAGAAAAAGAGUAUUAGACAUUGAAGCUUACAAUGAAAGUUUUGCUUCAAGGGUAACUAUACUAGAGCAUUGUAGAUAUUUUGUUCAUCCCGAGAAUACUGACUGGACUUGCUUUGAACAGUCUGCAACUUUAGAUAUUAGAAAUUUCUUAGGAUUUGAAAAUUCUAUUGAAAAAUUAGCAAUGAAGCAGUAUUCAGCCAACAUAGCUAAAGGAAAAGAAGUAGUCGAUUUUUUUGUCAAUCAACUAAAGGAAGAAGGCAUAACACAUGUGCCAAUAUGGACUCCUCCAGCUGAUUCUGUACAAGACUCUGGAGAAAUAAAUUCUUCAAGCUUAUUUAAAGAUGAUAUAUCAGUAGAUGAUACACAUAAGGGUCAAGGAGAUCAGUUUCAAUUGGAAGCUGAUUACAUCAAGAGAUAUUUAGGAGAAUUAUCUCUUAUUCAAGAAUCAAAUUUAGUACAGCUUAAAAAAUGGGUACCGAAUGAUUCGACUUUGUUGCGAUUUUUAAGAGCAUCUGAUUUCAAUGUUGAAAAGGCGAGAGAAAUGUUGUCUCAAUCUCUUAUCUGGAGAAAAAAACAUGCUGUUGAUCGUAUACUUUUAGAGUACAUCCCACCACAAGUAGUUAAAGAUUAUUUUCCAGGUGGUUGGCAUCAUAAUGAUAAAGAUGGAAGACCACUUUUUUUAUUAUGUCUCGGACAAAUGGAUGUCAAAGGACUGAUUAAAUCAAUCGGAGAGGAUGGACUUCUUAAAUUAACAUUGUCUGUUUGCGAAGAGGGACUGAAAUUAAUGGAAGAAGCUACCAGAAAUAGCGGAAAACCAAUUUCAACUUGGACUCUUCUGGUGGAUCUUGAAGGUCUCAACAUGAGACAUUUAUGGAGACCUGGAAUAAGAGCUUUAUUACGUAUAAUAGAAAUCGUCGAAGCGAAUUAUCCAGAAACAAUGGGAAGAGUUUUGAUAAUAAGAGCACCCAGAGUAUUUCCAAUAUUGUGGACGUUGGUAGGAACGUUUAUCGAUGAAAACACGAGAACGAAAUUUCUUUUUUACGGAGGAAAUAAUUAUCUGGCAUCAGGCGGUCUGGUGGAUUAUAUAUCAAAAGAUAUUUUACCACACUUUCUUGGCGGACCUUGUCAGGCAAACAUUGCACUUGGCGGAUUGGUACCGAAAAGUUUAUAUUCCACAAAUAGCGAAUUGGAAAAAGAGGGUAGUUCACUCAUGGAGGACAGUAUAUAUCGUAGCAUAAAUUUAGGUAAAGGUCAAUCGCACGAAGUUGUUAUACAUAUUGAAGAACCUCAGACUGUGAUCACUUGGGAUUUUGACGUGAUGCGUCAAGACGUGAUGUUCAGCGUCCUCAUCACUCACAUUCCUUUACCAACGAAGGAAAAAAAUUCUUAUAUUUUAAAUCGUAGGGGUUCGAUGACGAGUUUGCAAUCUGGUCAUAGCGCAUUUUCAUCGUUGAGCAAUCGAUCGCGAAACAGUUCAUGUCCAUCCAGAUGA
Pediculus humanus corporis (human body louse) is the source of this 1755-nucleotide messenger RNA. RefSeq lists its product as uncharacterized. Gene Ontology annotation, cellular component: cytoplasm. NCBI's taxonomy places the organism in Eukaryota, Metazoa, Arthropoda, Insecta, Psocodea, Pediculidae. The transcript has 8 exons. Bases 1 to 1755 code for a protein of 584 amino acids. The record is from RefSeq and is a predicted model, not a curated record.